Messenger RNA from Porites evermanni, 727 nucleotides. Lineage: Eukaryota; Metazoa; Cnidaria; Anthozoa; Scleractinia; Poritidae. The record is from the annotation of a GenBank genome assembly.
UAUGAUAAACACUGGGUGCGCACUCUUCGCAUUUCUCCCUACGUGGUUAUCUUCUUGUUUGCUGUUAUUGGGAACACUGUAGUGCUAGCUGUAGUCUACAGAAACAAAACCAUGAGAAAAACCAUCAACUUCUUCAUCGCAAAUAUGGCGUUCAGUGAUCUAAUAUUCACUGUUAUCUCGGUCCCUCGUGUCGUUACAAUCGUGUCAUUCGGCUAUAAGUGGUUGCUGCAUGGUACAUUGGGCAUGAUAUUUUGCCGUAUGGUACCUUUUGUAAUGGAAAUAACAAUAAUCGUUUCUGUACUUAAUAUUGUUGCGAUAAGCUUAGAACGUUGGCUGGCCGUUUUGUUUCCUCUGCGGACUUUCAUAAGGAAGAAACCGUGCUUGUUGUCCAUAUUUGGGAUGUGGCUUAUCGCAAUAAUCGUUAAAAUUCCGACUCCACUCGCGACAUACAGAUGUACAUCCAUUUCAAGGUGAAACGUAUUGCGUGGUAGACUUCGAUUUAACCUUCGGCGCAGGUUCAGGCAGAAUCUACUUCAAGAUUGUUUUCGUAGCAUUGUACGCCGUUCCCUUUGCGGUGACAUUCGUCUUCAACAUCGCUAUAAUAGCGAUCAUGAACAGAAGAGGAAUUCCAGGAAACUCUAUUUCAGAUGCUGCCUGCAGACGCCACGAGAAAACUAAUCGCAAAGUCAUGAGAAUGGUUCUUGUUGUUGUAGCGGCGUUCCUAAUU